Molecule: messenger RNA, 1027 nt
Organism: Diceros bicornis minor
Lineage: Eukaryota; Metazoa; Chordata; Mammalia; Perissodactyla; Rhinocerotidae
Gene: SPMIP6
Product: sperm microtubule inner protein 6
Exons: 7
Coding region: 81-980 (299 amino acids)
Cellular component (GO): manchette; perinuclear region of cytoplasm
Molecular function (GO): alpha-tubulin binding
Source: RefSeq, a predicted model, not a curated record
UCUGGGAGAGGGGUGGUCACUGAUGUCUUACAGGAGCCCUUGGUAGGUAGAGCCCACCACGGCAUCCCCUAGACCCCACCAUGUUCCUCUUCUCCCGUAAGACCAAGACUCCCAUCAGCACCUACAGUGACUCCUACAGGGCUCCUACCUCCAUCAAGGAGGUCUAUAAGGACCCACCUCUGUGGGCCUGGGAAGCCAACAAGUUUGUGACCCCGGGCCUGACUCAGACUGCGCAGCGCCACGUGGAUCCUGAAGCCCUACAGAAGAUGGUCAAAUGUGCUGCGCAGGACUACACCUAUAAGGGUUCCAUUCCAGGCCACCCUUACUUGCCUGAGAAAUACUGGGUCUCUCAAGAGGAAGCAGACAAAUGCACCCCAAACUACCUGUGCAGUAACCGGUAUAACACACGGAGGAUGGGACUUUACAACUGCACCGGCUGGAACAAAUAUGCCACGUGCCUUCCCCGGCUGCCUAAGGAGGCCGGGAUGGAGACAGCAGUACGAGGAAUGCCCUUGGAGUACCCUCCUAAACCGGAGCGACUUAAUGCCUACGAGCGCGACGUGGUGGUGAACAUGCUGAACUCGCUGUCACGGAACCAGCCGCUGCCGCAGAUCGCGCCCCGGUGCGGGUGCGUGGACCCGCUGCCGGGCCGCCUGCCCUUCCAGGGUUAUGAGAGCGCUUGCUCGGGCCGCCACUACUGUCUGCGCGGGAUGGACUACUACGCCACCGGCCCGCCCUGCACCGAGCGCCGCCUGCGGCCUCUGUGCGCAGAGCUGCCGACUGUAAGGAGUGUAUUGCCCUACGAGCACCGGCCCGGAAUGCAGUGUGCUGUUAUAACUCCCCCGCCGUCAUACUACCCAUGUCCGAACCUUAGAUGGGACACAAGUCACUUCAAGAAGACCGGUGGCCUCCAGAGAAACAACUAUGUUGUCCACCCUGAGUUUGUGUCUGAGACCUAUCCCGACUACCACUGCUGGUAGAGCCUGGGCUGGCCGGGCCAAGGGGGCUGAGCAAUCAAUAAAUUCUU